Molecule: messenger RNA, 1146 nt
Organism: Fragaria vesca subsp. vesca
Lineage: Eukaryota; Viridiplantae; Streptophyta; Magnoliopsida; Rosales; Rosaceae
Product: NEDD8-conjugating enzyme Ubc12-like
Exons: 7
Coding region: 258-809 (183 amino acids)
Source: RefSeq, a predicted model, not a curated record
AAAGAGGACAGACCAGAAUUAAAUUAAAUUUAUAUAAUUGAGAGCAAAAAAAAAAAAAAUCCCCACCUUUAUUUAAACAAGAACUCUCACACGCUUUGGUCCUUUCAGAUUCCUUUUCUCAGCUCAAGCUCUCUCCCUCUGCAAAGACCCCUUUGGCUUUGGCUUUUGGGUUUGCUCCUGCUUGUUGUUCUGACCAGGCGAAUCCUACACCUCCUUUUGCGGCGGCGCGAUUCUAGCAGUUUAACUAAACGGAAAAAAUGAUUAAGCUAUUUAAAGUGAAGGAAAAGCAGAGGGAGCUUGCUGAAAAUGCCAAUGGAAAGACACUGGUUAAGAAGCAAAGUGCAGGAGAAUUACGGCUUCACAGAGACAUUAGUGAGCUGAACCUACAGAAAACAUGUACCAUAGCAUUCCCCAAUGGCAAGGACGAUUUAAUGAACUUUGAGGUUGCUGUCCGGCCUGAUGAAGGAUACUAUCAAGGCGGUACAUUUAUGUUCACAUUUCAAGUUUCUCCCAUGUACCCUCAUGAGGCGCCAAAGGUCAAGUGCAAGACAAAGGUCUAUCAUCCUAACAUCGACUUGGAAGGAAAUGUCUGCCUCAACAUUUUAAGAGAAGACUGGAAACCUGUUUUGAAUAUCAACACUAUUAUAUACGGACUCUUUCAUCUCUUUACGCAACCCAAUUAUGAAGAUCCCCUUAAUCAUGAUGCAGCUGUUGUUCUAAGGGACAACCCUAAGAUGUUUGAGUCCAAUGUGAGACGAGCUAUGUCUGGAGGGUAUGUGGGGCAGACCUUAUUCCCACGCUGCAUGUAGAAGCUGCUUUUUAUACACCAGAUUCAUCCUUAAAAGUAUAUGGGAUUGUACAUUUGGUCGUCAGAGCUUCUCUCUUCUGGUGUACUGGGACCUGAAUUCUUCAAAUCAGGUAGGUUGUGCGUAUGAAACCGGGUGGUGUAACUUUGUGAAAUGUUUAAGAUAUUGGCCGGAAACAUGGUAUAUUCUCAUAAGUUUGAUGUGGAUCAUUGGAGAAUUCUAGAAUGGAGGUCUGAAUUGCAACUUAUUGUGUAUUUAUUUCCUAAAUUAAAAUGGGAAAGAACAUGUGUGUUUUCCUACUUGUUGUCCAACUUAUAUAAUGCUAGACAUUAAUCAAUUU